This is a messenger RNA of Fomitopsis serialis, 1599 nucleotides long. RefSeq lists its product as uncharacterized. The coding region runs from base 1 to 1599 and encodes 532 amino acids. NCBI's taxonomy places the organism in Eukaryota, Fungi, Basidiomycota, Agaricomycetes, Polyporales, Fomitopsidaceae. The record is from RefSeq and is a predicted model, not a curated record. The transcript has 3 exons.
AUGUUGAUACGGUACACACCUGGUAGCCAAAACUGGGAGGGCCGAGGCCAAAUGCUAGAGGCCUUCGCAGAUGCGAUGCCACGAGACCGGCCGUUGGCGCCUGAGGUAACCGAUUUUCGGCCCUUUGGCGUUUUCGAUGUCAACGAGGGGUCUAAAAAGGGUGUUAUCGAGGUUUUGAAGGAUAUGCAGGAGCGGUCUACUCUCACCGAGGAAGAAUGGGCUAGCAAGACGAAGAUCAUGCAAGGAGACUGGCUUACUGCGCGAAAUCUGCGUGUUGCGAGACGCGAGCGUGUGGACGACGUGGAUUCUAUGGAGCGCCUCGAAUACGUCGAAGAAACGAGUGCGCUAUGGCAUUUUGCCCUGCAAGCGACUCACAUGCUUAUGCGUGUUCACUUCGGCAACUCGACUCUGGAUCGUUCGUCACUGGCCACUCAUAAAGGACUCCUACAUCGCACCUGGGACGCCUCUAAGCCGAAUUAUGCUGCAGCAAAGGCCUUAAUAAGGCAUUCACUGAUUGCGAGGCUGCUGCAUUGCGUGAUCGUUAUCAAGGGCCUCGGGUCCUGGGAUGACCUGAAGAAUUGGACGCCAUCACUCAAGGAUCUCCAUGAAGUCACUAGGGAGAUUGGAGAGCGGUUCACGGUGGGAAGCGAGGCGAUCAAGGCUCAGUCCAUUGGGGACGACUGCCUUGCACACUCGAUCUACUUCAUCCGCGAUGCCCUCUUCUUCUGCGAAUUCGAGCAUGCCGUAGCACAUGCGGAUGCGGGCCGUGUCCUUCGAGUGUUGAAGUACUGGGCGUUUUCUUUUGAAGGCGCAGGUCAGCACAACUACGCGCGCGAGUGUGUCGAGGUUCACGUCAAGUGGAAGUACGAACUUCCCACUGCGUUGCGGACAGCGUUGGAGAAGGCAUGGUUUGUGAAUCGAUGGGGAGUUCAUGGUCGAUGGAUCGCAGCCGAUCUGUACCUCGAGCAGUGUAAUUUCUGGGUCAAGCGUGUCUUCAUUGCAUCGGGAAAUGCUGUCACGAUUGAGUACAUCAUGGCAAAAGGUUCGGCGAGUGUGGAGGCUUUCCGGGAUAUAUCUCACCUCGUGGCACGAUUCUUCGGUGACCCUGACCGCCGGCGACGACACAAAGAGAUAUCAUUCCAGAACGACAUGCGAGUUUUGGUCGAAGACAUGAUCAAUGAGGGCCUACAUACCUUGUCACGGGACAAGCCUCGUUUCGUUCCAGCACCACCCCGCAAAUCCAAAGGGAAAAAGAAGAGUUCGGGCGCAAAUGACCAACCUCAGUCCGCGAUUGUCGAUGUAUUCAAUAUUGGCGCACGGGCCUGGCAAAAUGGGAAGUUUUCUCAGUACAUCAAGUCGACGACGUUUGACCCUGCAGUUGGCUAUCCAAUUGGUGGGGCGGGUGUGGAAGCAAAGGACACGCCCGAUCCGGAGACAUCAGUGCUGGACAAUGGUACCGUUUUUGACAACUGCAAUGACAAUGUGAUUACAUAUGAUAAUUACAAUGAUCUCCACGGAGUGGAAGACGAGGAUGGUUCUGUGGGACUCGGUGCAUUAGGGGGAGGUGGCGAGUUUGAUACAGGUAUAGAUGAUCCAUAG